Molecule: messenger RNA, 2307 nt
Organism: Lemur catta (Ring-tailed lemur)
Lineage: Eukaryota; Metazoa; Chordata; Mammalia; Primates; Lemuridae
Gene: TMEM271
Product: transmembrane protein 271
Exons: 1
Coding region: 216-1334 (372 amino acids)
Source: RefSeq, a predicted model, not a curated record
CUCUGCGCCGCAUCGGUUCCCGGCGCGGGGUCGCGGCGGCGGUGGGAGGCGGAGGAUGCGGGCUCCGGCGGCGGCGGCGCGGGCCCGGGAGGACGCGGGAGGAUGAGGAGGAGGCCGGCGGUCCGGCCGCGCGGCGCCGGGAGGAGGCGCAGGCGGCGGGGGCGGCGGCGGGCGGCGGCGGGCGCGCGGGGUGCGGGCCGGCUCGGGCGCGGAGGAUGAAGUGGAGCGUCCGCGGGGCCUGCGCCGCGCUCUCCUCCUGCCUCCUGCUCGCCUGCGCGCUCAGCGCCGCCGCCGUCGGCCUCAAGUGCUUCUCGCUGGGAUCGGAGCUGCGCGGGGAGCCGUUCCGGCUGGGGGCCGCCGCCGGCGCCUUCUACUCGGGGCUGCUGCUGGCCGCCGGCCUCUCGCUGCUCGGCGCCGCCCUGCUCUGCUGCGGGCCCCGGGAGGCGCCCCUCGCAGGGCCGGGGCCGGGCCCGGGGCUUGGGGUCCCCGCGGCCCCGGCAGGGGCUCCAGAGGACGCGCCCGGCGAGCCGGGGGUCGCAACCGGGCCCCCGGGGCCGGUGAACAGCCAGAACCUGCUCCUGCUCGGCGUCCUCGUCUUCAUGCUUGGGGUCCUCAGCGCCUUCGCGGGCGCGGUGAUCGACGGCGACACCGUGUCCCUAGUGGAACGCAAGUACUCCCACUACUGCCUGCCCCCGCGGGCGCCGGCCGCAGCCCCCGGCCCGGCCGCCGCGGCCCCCGGCCCGGCCCCCAGCGCGCCGCGCGCCCGCAGCACCCUGGACAGCGCCACGUCCGCCAAGUGCCGCCAGCUGAAGGACUACCAGCGCGGCCUGGUGCUCUCCACCGUCUUCAACUCGCUCGAGUGCCUCCUCGGCCUGCUCAGCCUCCUGCUGGUCAAGAACUACAAGUCGUCGCAGGCCCGGCGCGGCCGGCGCGGCCGGAGGAGGGCAGGCCGGGCCCUGGCGCGGCCCCGCGGCGGCCCCGGGCUCCGCGCGCAGCCGUCGGCCUCCCGGGCGCGGCGGGGCCGGCGGGGCCGGCGGGGGCGGCGGCUGCAGCCGCGGCCGAGCGAGGCCUCCAUCCUGUCCCCGGAGGAGUCCGACUUCGUCGCCCCCGGGGACUGCGCAGGCUUCGCGGCGCACCACGCCGUCUCCUACAUCAACGUGGGCGUCUUUCACGCGUUCGACGAGGCGGGCGUGGAGGUGUGCUGCGGGGGUCACCCGUCGGUGGAGCUGCCGGGGUACGCGCCCUCGGACCCCGACCUCAACGCCUCCUACCCCUACUGCUGCCGGCCGCCCUGCGAGGCGGCGCGCCCCUGGGAGCCCAGCCGGGCCUGCUGAGCCCCGGGCCGGCCCCCCGCGGACCGCAGCCGCGCCUUUGCACCGGACCGGCGCGGCGAGGGAGGGCGGGAGGCUGGGCGGGUCCAGAGCCAGGCCUCGCUGGGCGUUGCAUCUUCGACGUGGCUUUGCAUUCUCCGGACUGGCUCCUCUGAGGGCUCCGUGACCACAGGAGGGGUCCUCCGGUAUUAUCAUUUGUGUCUGGGAGGUUUCUCUUCUUUUCUGUGUCGUUCGUAUCCGGAUUCCAUUUUCAAGUUUACAAUAAAUGUUUUGGGGUUGGCGCGCCCCGACCGCACUUCUCUGGCAAGUCCGUUCCCUGGGGCCGCGCUCGCCUGGAGGUCCAGGCGGGGGAAGUGCAGGGUGACUCACGCAGAGAAGCACCUGGCUGAGAGGACAGAGACGCAGCAGCUGGUCCUAUAGGCACGAAGGAAAUGAACAGCACCAACAGCAACACUUUGUACACGGAUGUGCCUGCCUUUGUUGGUACUUUCUUACUGUAAAGCUCUCCAUAAACAGUGAACAUGUUUGGUAAAUUCAUUGCAAUUUAAAAUUGGUGAGUUCCUUUAUUAAAUUAAUUGCUAUAUUAUUGGAGAAUAUUCAUCGAGUUGGAAUUAGAGGAAGUCUAUACACAGAUCAGUUUUGGGGAAAAUGGUUGAAUUUGGUCAAAUGUUGAUUGACAGUUGUAUUCUGCUAGCUGGUGGACUAAAUCCAGCCUCUCUCUGAAGCUAACUUUCUGUGUGUAGAGAGACACGAUUACCACGUCCCAUACAUUUUCUGUUUUGGAAACUAGGUGUGUGGUUUCUACUGCAAAGCAGAGCUUAUUUUUGGUUAAUACAUAUGAACAAUCUAAUCCUAUUUUGGAAAAUCAGUCUUAGUUUUUCUGGCAAAGAUAAUUUUCCUGUUGAUUAAUUCACUAAUCUGGUAAUUUUGACUAUUAUGGCAUUUCAUUUAAAAUAUACCCCUUAAAUAGCCUUAA